GACAAACUUUGCAGCAACCUGAGGAUGGCGAGCGACACCGCGUGCGCGCGCUGUUCAGAAUGCGCCCUGCACGCGCUCCCCGUCAACCGGAGUCGAAAAAAUGGUGGCCAGCGCUCGAGUACAGAAGCUGCUCCGACGGUAUAAACUCGCGAUCGCCGCCGCAUUAACCAUCCUCCUGGUCCAGGGGCUUGUGGUAUGGAGUCUGAGAAGUCUGGAGGAAGGCGAGGCAGAGAGAAAAACAAGACGGUCUAAGCUCCCAGACCACAACAGCCAGGAUCCCAAAAGAGACACCACACUUUGGGAGAAACAAAACUCUUUGUCGGGGAAGAACAGGGAGAGAUGGAGCGGCAGGUCGGAGAGGACGGGGGGCACGGCGGCCAGCGCGCUGAGGAGAGGGAACAGCCGCAAAGGGGUGAAGCCCAGCACCAGGCUGAAGUCUCCCCAGGAGCGGGGGAUGGCGGGAGGACUGGAGGGCGUGGUCCUCCACGAUCUGUCCAGCAGCCGUAACUUCAGCGAGACCAGAGGCGGCAGUGACGGGGCGGCCAAGGUGCCAGCUGCUGCUGUACUGGGGGAGCCGGGCAGCGUGGACGGGGCGCACCAAGCCCCCAGCAGUGACUUUGUGCCUAAAUGUGACAUCAUAGGCAAGGACGCGCUGUCUGCCCUUCAUCGCGCUGGGUCACAGCAGUGCCGACAGGAGAUCGCCAACAUCGUGUGUCAGCAUCAGGCGGGGAGGCUCAUGCCGGGCGCACUUCCUCAGUUCUGCCCCCAGCUCGGUAUAUCAAAUCAGGUCCAGGCGGUUGGCGAGCUGGACAACAGCCUGUCUAAAGUGGAGAACCCCGUCAGAGUGGCUUUCGUUCUGAUGGUCCAUGGCCGGGCUGUACGGCAGCUCAACCGCCUCAUCAAAGCCAUAUAUCACCGCGACCACUACUACUACAUCCAUGUGGACCAGCGAUCCAACUACAUGCAUCGGGAGGUCCUGCAGAUAGCCCAGCAGUACCCAAACAUUCGCGCCACGCCAUGGCGGAUGGUCACCAUCUGGGGCGGAGCUAGUCUACUGAAGGCCUACCUACGCAGCAUGCAGGACCUGCUCUCCAUGCUUGACUGGAAGUGGGAUUUUUUCAUCAAUCUCAGCGCUACAGAUUUCCCCACCAGAACCAACGAUGAACUGGUGGCGUUCCUGUCACAGCAAAGAGACAAAAACUUCCUCAAAUCCCACGGUAGAGAAAAUGCCCGGUUCAUCAAGAAGCAGGGCCUCGACCGUCUCUUCCACGAGUGCGACAACCACAUGUGGCGUCUCGGCGAGCGCAGCAUCCCAGAAGGCCUGGAGGUCUCAGGCGGCUCUGAUUGGUUUGCGCUCACCCGCCGCUUCGUGAAAUACGUCAUCAACUCCCAGGAUGACCUGGUGUCGGGGCUGAAGCAGUUCUAUUCCUACGCUCUGCUCCCUGCUGAGUCCUUCUUCCACACGGUGCUGGGGAACAGUCACAUGUGCGACACCCUGGUGGACAACAACCUGCGCGUCACCAACUGGAACCGUAAGCUGGGCUGUAAAUGUCAGUACAAGCACAUUGUGGACUGGUGCGGCUGCUCCCCCAAUGAUUUCAAACCACAGGACCUCAUUCGGAUACAGCAAUUGACCCGUCCAACAUUCUUUGCACGCAAAUUUGAGUCAACGGUGAACCAGGAAGCCAUCGACAUCCUGGACACUCACCUGUAUGGCCAGUACGCUCCAGGAACGGUCGCCAUCAAAGCGUACUGGGAGAGCCUGUUUGAGCAGCUGGAUGGCAUGGGGUCACUCAGCGACGUGGCUCUCACUGCGUACACGGCUUUCUUUCGUCUCGGCCUAAAGAAUCUGGUGACGAGUCAGAGCCCCGUGGAGGCCUGCAGGUUCGAGCCAGUAGGCUAUCCUCUGUCAGUACACGUGUACUUUUAUGACGACCGUUUCCAAGGAUACCUGGUGCGUCAGGAGGUGCAGGCUGCGGGUUCAAAGGUCAGGGAGACGCUGGAGAUGUGGGCAGUGCCCCAAGCUUCGUUUGUCCUCGAGACGAACCUGAAGGAGUUUGAAAGGCUCAAGAAUCUAGAAGUCGGCACAGAGUGGGAUCCUAAAGAAAGAAUCUUUCGGAACUUCGGUGGCGUGAUCGGCCCUUUGAACGAACCACUAGCGGUCCAGAAGUGGGCACGCGGUCCAAACCUCACAGCCACUGUUGUGUGGAUUGACCCAGCUCAGGUGGUGGCAGCAUCUUAUGACAUUGCGGUGGAUGUUGACGCAGAAUACACCCAGUACAAACCCCCGCUCCAGCGCCCCCUGCGGCCCGGGACAUGGACAGUCCGGAUGUUGAAGCAGUGGGAGCGCGUGGCGGAGGUUCACUUCCUCGUCAUGCCCUUCACCUUCAAAGACAAGGAGCCGCUACGGAAAGAAGUGGACAGCUGGCUCCACGGAGGACCUCCAGGCAACCUGUAUCUGGAGCAGAGCUUCCAGCAGCUGAGCUCCGUGCUGAAGCUGCCUCCCCAGGAGCCGGCCAUGCAGGAGGCCCAGCGUAGAGCCCAGCUAGUGGGUCAACCCCUGGAAGCGUGGGUGGACAGCAGCAUAGGGUCCUUCUGGGUUACGGGAGGCCUGUGUGCCACACAGACUUCCUCUUGCCCAGCCGUGGGACUCUGCUCCAAGACCUCUUGGAGCUCUCUGUCCCCGGACCCCAAGUCUGAACUGGGCCCAGUCAAAAGUGAUGGACGGAUCAGGUAGCCCCAAGAGAGGAGAGACUUUAGUCUUCAACACAUGCACAGGAAGAGUGAGGGAGAGCUGGACCUGCACUGGAGAGCUCUAAGAAAAUCUGUGUGAACUGGAUAUUGCCUCAGAGCUCAAGGGCACAUAAAGAACCAGACGUCUUCCUGCACCGAGGAGCCGGGACGUCUCAGUGAAGCGGUGGUACAGAUUUGAAAGAGGAGGAUUUGACUGCUGGAAAUUUGCACAUAGAAAUUGUGUUAUUUUGCUGGCACACAGGCUGUUAGUCAGGGUCGAAGUUUAAAAAAAAACAAAAAAAAACCCUCAGCGCAUGUUUGAACUCUGCGCGCACAGUUUUC
Centropristis striata (black sea bass) is the source of this 3075-nucleotide messenger RNA. It is a transcript of the gene xylt2, whose product is annotated as xylosyltransferase II. The transcript is spliced from 11 exons. Gene Ontology annotation, biological process: heparan sulfate proteoglycan biosynthetic process; chondroitin sulfate proteoglycan biosynthetic process. NCBI's taxonomy places the organism in Eukaryota, Metazoa, Chordata, Actinopteri, Perciformes, Serranidae. Bases 101 to 2737 code for a protein of 878 amino acids. Gene Ontology annotation, cellular component: membrane. The record is from RefSeq and is a predicted model, not a curated record. Gene Ontology annotation, molecular function: protein xylosyltransferase activity.